Molecule: messenger RNA, 1002 nt
Organism: Hypoxylon fragiforme
Lineage: Eukaryota; Fungi; Ascomycota; Sordariomycetes; Xylariales; Hypoxylaceae
Product: Prefoldin beta-like protein
Exons: 3
Coding region: 313-699 (128 amino acids)
Biological process (GO): protein folding; chaperone-mediated protein complex assembly
Cellular component (GO): prefoldin complex; cytoplasm
Molecular function (GO): protein-folding chaperone binding
Source: RefSeq, a predicted model, not a curated record
UAAACCACUACAUGAAGUUAACCAGCACUUUGCAGCCACAGAUCGAUUCAUUUAUCGCUGCAUUCAAGUUUGCGUGGGCAUACAUGUGGGCAUUAUGUAAAGACGUCGGAUUUGGCUGCCAGGUGCCACUACAUAGUAAAUAGCUUCUUCUAAGUUAAGGAUAGAACUUGGACUUUUUAUUUUACACUCUCAUUUUUAUACACACCCCACCAGACAAAACUCAUAAUUGGUGAUAAUAUUCCACACCUUGAUAAUACCUCACUAUCGAUAGUUCGAGACCUCGGCAAUAAAGAGAAAUCAAAAGAGAUAGUCAUGGCUGAGAUCCAAGCUCGGCUUCAGAGCCUUUCGGAGGAGUUCACCAAGCUGCAGCAAGAGCUACAAACUGCUGUUCAAUCCCGACAGAAACUUGAGGCUCAGAAACAAGAGAACUCAAACGUGCAGAAAGAGUUUGAACGUCUGAAAAACGGGGAGAACAUUUACAAACUAGUUGGCCCAGUCUUACUCAAGCAAGACAAGAUCGAGGCAGAAAGCACAGUCAAUGGACGAUUGGAAUUCAUUGGCAAAGAGCUCGAUAGGACAGAUGACCAGAUCAAAGAGAUGCAAGGGAAGAUUGAGAAUAAGAAAGGAGAGAUAAUUCAGUUGCAAGCAAGCCUGCAGGGUGGAAGUGGCGCUCCAGGAAAAGUUGCAGCCAAAGGCUGAGAUGUGUGCCACUGAAUCCUAGAUCGAUCUCAAGAUAUUAUCUGAGGUUCAUGGUGGACAAACGUUUGCCUAUUAUGUUAUUUGUCAAUCUUAAUCUGUGAAAGUGUACAUGAGGUGAAGCGCAUGAGAUUCAGGUAGGUAGAAGUCUAACCCAUCUACCUACCUACAUAUAUGAAGAGGUAUUUCCAGUCAACUUUGAAGGACUUUGAGGUCUGGAAUUACUAUAUAUAUGUACCUAGUAACAUUAAACAUGACUGUGCAACAUUCAAGUUGGGCCACGAACUCGACAUAACUACAUAUGAC